Molecule: messenger RNA, 694 nt
Organism: Rotaria sordida
Lineage: Eukaryota; Metazoa; Rotifera; Eurotatoria; Philodinida; Philodinidae
Source: the annotation of a GenBank genome assembly
AUGAUUAAUCAAAGUAUGCAGCCUAGCACAGGACGUUCUACGGUUUUGCCACGAAUACGAUGGAUCGAUUUGAUGGCUCAUACCAGAUGUGUAAUAUCAGCAACCGACGCUAUCUCUCAUCUUACCAAUCAGCCGAUCAUUCAAUUUGCCCAUGACAAUGUCGAAGAGACACAGAGCAUAACCACGCUUGAUCUUCAUAGACAUGCAAUUAAUGACACGAGGGCAGAAGAUCUUGCUAAUGCCUUAGAACAUGAUACAACAUUGAUUACACUGGAUUUAAGCGAAAAUCAAAUUACAGACAUAGGAGCUCAGUAUCUCGCUAAUGCUUUGCGAAAGAAUACGACUCUAACUACACUGAACAUGUCAGCCAAUCGAAUUGGAUAUGAGGGAGCCCGAUGUCUUGCCGAUGCUUUAGAAAAUAAUAUGGUGAGUCUCGCUUACCAUAAUGAUUUUCCUAUCAAUCUCUCAUUCUUUUGUCUAUUUUGAAAAGACACUGACAACAUUUCAUCUCGAUAAGAAUCAUAGUAGGUUUUGUGUUGUUAUUGAAGCAGUAAUCAAAAUUCGGAACGACAAAGUCAUAUACUGAUAUUCGUUUUUUUUUCUUUGUCAAUUGAAUAUCAAUCAUUUCCAUUCACAGGCAUUCACCAUAGUGGAUAUCUCGAACAGUCAAAUUCAAGAUGAUGAGGUACAAUAU